UUUCAAUUUAAAUAACUUCCUAGAUAUAUGGCCGCGCAUUUAACAUGGAUCUUACCCACUAUGGAUUAUUUGCAAUAAUGGGCCUUAACUGUCUGGUUUUAGGGAAACGCAAAUUAUCUAAAACAUCUGACGAAAACAGUAUUGUUGGAUACAGACAUAAUAAAAUGACAAUUGGAAGCAAGCAAUACUCAGUACGUCUGAAAGCAUUUGGAGUGAAAUAUAAAUGUAACGUUUCUAAUGACACAGUUUGCGAACCAUGUGAUAAUGGAUAUUAUUCACGGAAAGGAUCUAAAUACUGUAAAAAAUGUAAAAGUUGUCCACGUGAUUACCACGUGGUAAAGCAUUGUACCGCUAUCAGAAAUACCAAAUGCAAACAAUGCAAGGAAGGUAAAUAUUACUCGAAAUAUAAAAUGAAAUGUAUGAAGUGUCAUGGAUGUAAACCGGGAUAUUACGUCAAGGCGAAAUGUUCGAAAACUUUAAAUACUCAAUGUAAACGUUGUCCUUAUGGAACAUUUACUGACAGUUAUGGAAUGAACAUGAGAUGUAUGCCUUGUAAGGCUUGUCAGUAUUACGAGGAUAUUAUAAAACCAUGUUCGCAUAAAAACGAUAAUAUCUGUGGAAACUGUAAACAAGGAUAUUUUCGACUGGCGGCAACAUUGAAUUGUGGGAGAUGUUCCGAAUGUUAUAGAGAUUUUCCUGACUAUACAGUCGAAGUUUCAGAAUGUGUAAGAAAAAGUAAAGGCAGCGACAGAGUUUGUUUACCUGUGGUCUUUCCUCCUUUACUAUAUAAUGAAACCGAUUAUCAAGAGAUAUCAGAAACAGAAGACAGGCAACUCAAAACAGAUACAACUACCAGCGAUAAAUUUGUGUUACCAGUUUUUGUAAAAUGCCUGAUAGGCGUUGCAAGUUUCAUAGUACUUUUUUCGUGUCUGUCAAUCAUAAUUAUGUGUUGUGUACAUCAUCAUAAAAUGAAACAGAUAAAAAAAUCUCGAAUUAACAAAAACUCUAAACGGAGCAGUGAAAUCUACACAGAGAACUGGAUAAACCAGAACAUUAAUCUUGUUACUUCAUACAAGUCAAACAGUGUUCCCUUUUUGCUAACUGGAUCUCGGUCCGAUUUAGAAUAUCGUGUUCGCUCUAAUACUUUUUCCAAUAAGAUAUGUUCAGAAAGCGAUGAUUUCGCAGCCCAGAAACAUUAUCUUACUGGGCAUGGUUCUACUAUUUCAGAUACGUCAAACAAUAUUGAAAAUAAGGACAAACAUGAUUCAAGCCUAAAAUUAUCCGAUGAAACACAUAUUUCAGUUUCAUCGUGUUUUAUUGAUAACAAUACCUUUAUAUUGUCUUCAAGAAAUAUACACUCAAAAGAUACAAAUCAAAAUUAUAUCUAAAGGAUGCUAAAUAAACGUAUGAUUUUGCGAACAUACAUAUUGAUGUAAAUAAAAACUGUAUACGUGGACUGAUGGGAACUUUUUAAUCUUUAUUACAUUUAUUUCAUCUAAAUUAAUCCGUCUCCCAAAGAAAUUUCCAAAAUUUGGUGUCUACUAUGUAUCAUCAUCAACAGCAAAUGCAUUUUAUCCUGAGGUUUGUAAUAUUAAACUCAGUACAAAUAAUGUACUAUAAUACUUUACAAAAAAAUCUUGUAAAAACAGGUAUAAUUCUAAUUGCAUGUAUGUUAAUGUGAAGUUUUUUUUUUAUUCUGACUAAGAUAAAGUCAAUCAUCGUUUUCAAAAGAUGGCAUAAUGUAUGGCAGAAAUAGGAAGAGGACACUAAGGCGGUAAUAAUCAAAGUACUGAAGUACUGAACAUCGGAUGACCGCAAGUUCUUGUGGAUUGUCAAAAGCACUUGUUACAGAAAAAAAUCACAUCUGUAUACCUGAAACUGAGGUUAAUGUACAGAUAUAUUUUUUUCUGAGACAAGUUCGUGCGUGGAUGAUGAAUAAAUGACAGGAAAUUCAACCUCACCUUAAUAACUAUUAUAUUGUAGUGAUACAAAUCAGUAUACACUGGUUUGUUGUUGUACAUGUAUAUUAUAUUAAUAUAACAGUUACAUGUAUAUAUAAUUUUCAUCCAUUUGUAUAUCAUUCUAUUCUAAUAAGAGUGCAGUGCAAGUGCAUGGUGGACACUCUUCUGUAAAAAUUCGAUUUUUCUAAAAGAUUGGAUAUGAGUAGGCAUUUAUAUUUUCCCGCAAAAACAAUCAAUGCAGAGUUGCCGGUCCUUACCGCGAUUGUCGCAAAAUGUUCUUGGUAUAUUCUUCCGCAUGAUUUACCAUAUCAAUGAUUUUUUACUAAUGUAUAUAUAUAUAACGAUAAAACAUUUUCAUAUUAUUAAUUUAUGUUCUAAACAAAAAUAUUGUUAUCAGUAUCCAUUGCAGAGAUGUAUUUAUAACAAACGAUAAGGAAUGUUAUUUUGCACUCGUUAAUAUCCGCGUAUUUAUCAUGUUUAUAGAUCGGUUACAAACCCAAAACGAAAGUUACGUAAUGGAAAUCUAGGCGAUAGCAAUACAUCGGAAUGCCCUCACGGUCAUCGCGAUGUAAAAAACCAUACGUCCAAGAUAGAUAACUCGAUAGUCGAAUAAAAAGAUGAACAGACAAACAACAGUCCACACAACACGAAUCACAGACAAUUAAAAAAAUAACACGUCAAAAUUAUGCACCUGUUUUUUUCUUUAAAGCAAUAUAAAGCUGUUUACAAAAUUUAGCUUUUAUGUUUAUGUGUAAAAAAUUAUAUCAUGUUACAUUUGUAUUUAGGCUUUUAAAUAUUCACCUCUCCGAAUAUGAUCUCUGUAAAUGAAACAAAUACAGUGGAAAUUGGUCAUACAUUCAAAUUUUAUAGUCACAGCUAUCAUACUUGUCUAGAUUUAGCCUAACCAUAUUGUACUUGUAGAUUAUAACUAAGUAAACAUAUAUUGUAGGUUAAUAACUCAAGAUUAAAGGUUUAGAUUUAAAUUUUUAAAACAUAACCCUUGACUAUGAAUUCCUUAGUCUAGUGAUCUAUACAAAACAUAUAUAUAUAUAUAAAGUAUUAUUACAGUUUUAAAUUAUAGAUUACUCUAUUUCGAAUAUAUAAUAAUUAAGUAUAAUGUUUUAAUUGACAAAACAUGUAUUGAUAUUUGAAUUAAGAAUAUUUUUAAAUAAGGGCAUGUAUUAUUGUCGAUUCAGUCUGUAAAUUCUUUUCAGGAUUUUUUAAACGUACUUCAAAAAUGAUAAUAAGCACAAACACAUUGCAUUCAGGAAAACGAUAUUUGUUCCGAGUAUUUCUGAUGAUGAACUUUAGAAGGGAAGAUACUUAUUUCUUCUUUCAAACAAACUAUGUUAAUAUCAAUCAAAUUAGGCCGUGUAAGUUUGAAAAACUCAGAUUAAGCUACUAGCAAUAACAAACGAUACAACGAAAAUAUCAAAAUAUUGUUACUUCAACCCCCUCUUAACCCCCUAAAAACAAUUAAAAGAAAAAAACCUUACAGCGUCAUCACUAUCUUUUUUGCAAUAACAAACGAUACAACGAAAAUAUCAAAAUAUUGUUACUUCAACCCCCUCUUAACCCCUAAAACAAUUAAAAGAAGAAGACCUUAUAGCGUCAUCGCGAUCUUUUUUUGCGAUCACUGGUAUUAGCAUUUUUUGAUGUGCUCUUUGGACUCAUGAAUUUAAGACAUACAAAAGGUUUCUUUACUGAUGUACAAUCAUGUAGAACGAUGCAUUGUAUCAUUCGAGAUAUAUAAUGUUUUUUCUAUUUUUGAUUGAUUCUAAUAAACAUCUGAUUAACUGUAAUAAAAAUUAAACCCG
Messenger RNA from Mytilus californianus (California mussel), 3778 nucleotides. RefSeq lists its product as uncharacterized. Gene Ontology annotation, biological process: Rho protein signal transduction. The transcript is spliced from 4 exons. NCBI's taxonomy places the organism in Eukaryota, Metazoa, Mollusca, Bivalvia, Mytilida, Mytilidae. Gene Ontology annotation, molecular function: nerve growth factor binding; coreceptor activity; death receptor activity. Gene Ontology annotation, cellular component: cell surface; plasma membrane. Bases 45 to 1388 code for a protein of 447 amino acids. The record is from RefSeq and is a predicted model, not a curated record.